Messenger RNA from Macrobrachium nipponense, 1065 nucleotides. Its product is annotated as keratin-associated protein 10-7-like. The coding region runs from base 158 to 754 and encodes 198 amino acids. The transcript has 6 exons. The record is from RefSeq and is a predicted model, not a curated record. NCBI's taxonomy places the organism in Eukaryota, Metazoa, Arthropoda, Malacostraca, Decapoda, Palaemonidae.
CAAAUGUGCCUCUGACCAGAAAGCACACUCCUCGUCGAAAGGUGUCCUGGUGAAGUCGGCGACUUCGAGAUCUGCUCCUGAUCACUGAACUUGAUAGAGCUCAGCCUUAGCUUCGGUUUGCCUCCCGCAACUCAACUGAAAUAGAAAAAUUAUCAAGAUGCUCCGGAACUCUCUUAUUACGUCACUACUCUUCCUCGGUUUGUUCCUGACCGAAUUGGCGGCGCCAGUACAGGGCGCCGCCGACAUAUCAGCUGGGAAUGGAACGAAGUAUGGUGCCGACACUAGGGACAUCUGCACCGACAGCGCUUGCACCACCAAGAAAGGAACGUGCCGAAGUUUUCUGUCCAGCUGCAGGGAGUUGGAUGAUUCGCUCUGCGGGAUUCUGUGCUCGUGCUGUGUUCCUUGUAGCGGGACCUGUGGGACGGCCAACGACGGCACGUGCAAAAGUACCUGCACCUCGACAGAGGAACAGAUCCCGGGCUGUACAGGAAGGAACUGCAGAUGUUGCAGGGCCUUGAAAAAAUGUGGAACCGGGAGUAAAGGCUUGUGCAAAUCAAGUUGCAGCACCAGCACUGAAACCACAGACACAACAGGCACUUGCACCGUUUCUGGGUACAAGUGUUGCGUUCCUAAGACAGGAUGCACAGCUAAGUGUGGAUUCCUCAACAAGUACACCUGCAUCACCUCGAGCCAAUGCCCCAUCUGGAAAUGGAGGCCGGGGACUUGCCGCAGUGGAUGCCAGUGCUGCGCAUAGAUAUUUGGUUGAGGAGGGAAUAAACAGCUCCUUCUGCAGUUCCCAAAAGAUGCUCAUCGUUGGAAGGGAACGCGCUCGCACUCGCGCACUUCUACACUGGAAUCUCAUAGCACACAUUCAUAAACUGGAAUUUCAUAUGCACACACUCAUAAACUGGAUUUUCAUACGCACAUAAAAUAAAUGAUAUAUUUGAACAAAAUUACAACAGGCAAAAUUAGAAUUAUAUCCUUGCAUUUUUUUGUACUCAGAAUUAUAUCCUUGCAUUGUUUUGUACUCAAGGAUCAGUGGAUAUUAAAUUUUUCGAUGACUGA